GCAAGAGUCCAGCAACACACAGCUGAGCGUGGCCAAAGAAACGCGGCGGCUGUCUGGCGGGUGGUGGGCGGCGGCUUACAAAUGUCAUUGUCUCCACCUACUGGCGGCGUGACAGCGUAGACCACCGCCACGCAGGAGACACAGGGACCCCAGGGGCUGUGUGGAGGCUGUGGGAAGGACUGUUCCAGCGACACGGUGUUUGACUGUUGUGCACAUGCUCAUACGUCCAGACAGGAAGCUGCACGCUAGAGAGAGAGAGAGCACCGUGGCUCAUGCAGUGCCGACCCUGGUGUGCUGGUGGAAGGAAGUAAGAAGCUAUGGUGGAUGUGCUGCCAAAGGUGCAACGUAUUGACGUGUGGCCGGCUGACAGACCCUCUCAUCUUGACCAAAUGAAUCUUCAGUACUACACUGGAAAUGACUCGGGAGGCCACAGCAGAGGCAGUCACUAUGCAAGGCCACACUACACCGGCAACCCAAAUGGAAGAAGACGCAGAUACAGGAAUAGUGAGAGCCUCGAUGGCCAGUCGUGGAGCCGUGAUACAUUUGCUCACUCGUCACAGUUUGUCCCCGCCCCAAGACCAUCAAAAUAUGCUCAGAAGACUCGCACUCAGUCAACGCGCAGCUACCUGAACCAGAUUAAAUUGAUUGAGAGCCUGGCGGAGUUCAAGAAGUAUCCUAUGGUACACGCUGGUCCUCUUGAGCGCCCUGUCCAUGGCCAGGCCUGCAAGUGCCUACCCUUCAGUGGCGUGAGGACUUGGAAAUCAUACAAAGAAACAGCUGUAACUCAUCGCAGCCCACCGCGAAGAUAACCAGGAUGACAAACCUUCAUAUGACCUUGUGUUCGCCGGACGAGUGUUUGCCGUGACCUUCAUUAUACCGUUAAGGUCACGCACGGGUAAGGAGACUGCCCAUACCUCUUCCAUCUGUUCGUUGUUAAAAGACUGUUAGAAAAUGCAAAAGGGAUUCUUAUACUGUAAUUUCUGACUUGUUUAUGUUGUGAAAGGGUAAAGUUAUGUUUGUUUGUUUGUUUGUUUGUUUGUUUGUUUUUAUUUAGGAGGGACUAAAGAAUUUUUAACCGUCAAUUCUGCGUUUUUAUUGUGAAAGGAAGGUUAUAAUUAUGAAACUAUGUAGAAAUGCAGUAAGGAUUCUUAAACCGGUAUUUCCAACUGUGAUUUGUAUUGUGAAAGGGCAUAGUUAUAUGAAAAUUAACUGAGUGGCUUGCAUUGGCAUACACAAACAAUAUUCUCAAAUGUCAAGGGUUCUUAUCUCGGUCACUUUAAAGACAGUUAAGUGAAUGUUACUAGAGUUUUUAAGAAUGCUUCGUGACUCUAGGAAUGUUUAAGAAAUGUGCAGCAUCACCAGAAGGAAGAACGCAUGAGAACACCGAGUAAUCAUCUUCCUGACCUUUGAUUUGAAAACAGUCCUGCGGGAGAACAAAACAUAUAUGAAUAAGAUUUUUGUUAUCUCCUAAAGUUUAACAAGAAUUCCGCGUCCCCAACAGGAAGAACACCCACGAGAACCUGCUUCAUCAUCUCCGUUGCCUUUCAAAACAGUCCUGGCGGGAGAACAAAACAUAUAGGAAUAAGAUUUUUGUUAUCUUCCUUAAGUUUAACAAGAAUUCCGCGUCGCCAACAGGAAGAACACCCACGAGAACCUGCUUCAUCAUCUCCGUUGCCUUUGAAAACAGUCCUGGCGGGAGAACCAAACAUACGGAGUACUUAGUGUUUGUUAUCCUCCUCCCUUGGUUUUCAUGAUCACGGUGAUAGUUUAACAAGACUUAGAAAAAAAAAUCAUCAAUUAGAACUCGACUAAUAAUCUGUGUCUUUUGAAAACAGUCUAGAUGGGAGAACAGAGCGUUUAAUAAUGGUAACCUUUGUCACUCCCCCAUAGUUUAUCAAUAAUUCUGCUUCACUAAUAGGAAAAACAUCAACCAUGAGCAUCCGACUAAUCAUCCCUGUCAUCCUUAAAAACAGUCCUAAGUGAGAGAAUAAAGCAUUUAAGACUACAAGCUUGUGUGUGUCGCAUCGAAUUUACCAGUCAACAUUAUUCCCUAUGGCAGGUGUUCAGAAAUGCUUUGCUCUCAUACCACGACUAUUUUCAAAGGCCACACAGAUGAUCAGCCGGGCUCUCAAGUGUGUUUCUCCUGUUAAUAAUGUAGAAUGCCUGUUAAUCUGUCACUAGAACCGUAAAAACACCCUUUAAAACCCGUGUAACUUCAAUUAUAGAGCCUCUAUGAAUGUAGUGUAGAUGUGACGCAGAAGUGUUUCAGAAUACGGCCCCAUUACAGACGUCGGAGCGGAACCAGCGAGGCAACACGAAGCUUGAGUGAGUCACGGUUCUCUUCCCCUGUCUCUAACUAGUCCCUCUCUCCCUCCCUCGCUCGCUCCAAUAGGUGUUGUCACGCAUAUGGUUCACAGGGUUAGUCAGACGCCCGCCCCAUGACGUGGCCAGCACCUCUCUCUCUCUAUCACCCCUGCCCUCCCUCCCCGUGCUGUUGUUGUUGUUGUUGUUGUUGUUGUUGUUGUUGUUGUUGUCACUUGUCACGCCAACUUUUUCACUCGCUCCUUUUGUUUUUCUUUCUUGUUUUCUUCCUCUUGUAUAUCCUCAUCAUCAUCGUUGUCAUCGUUUUCUUUCUCGUGUUUUUAUUCUUAUUUUCUUCCUGUUCCUCUUCUUCUUUAUUGUCCUCCUACUCCUCCUCCUCGUUGUAGUUGUUGUUGUUGUUGUGGUUGUUGUUGUUGUUGUUGUUGUUGUUGUUGUUCUUCUUCUUCUUCUUCUUCUUCUUCUUCUUCUUCUUCUUCUUCUUCUUCUUCUUCUUCUUCUUCUUCUUCUUCUUCUUCUUCUUCUUCUUCUUCUUCUUCUUCUUCUUCUUCUUCUUCUUCUUCUUCUUCUUCUUCUCCUCUGAUGGUAGUAAUCAUUGUAGUGUAGUGACAUCAAGCAACCUAGCAAGUAACAGUGGAUCCGUUGGUGCAUGUAAUCCUUUGUAAUCCUCCUCCUCCUCCUCCUCCUCCUCCUCCUCCUCCUCCUCCUCCUCCUCCUCACCUCCCAUAAGAACAUAAGCAAAUCAGAAGACUACAAAGGCUCAGGUGACCUACACGAGGCAGCUCCUGAGGAAUUAACUUACCUUUGUCCUCCCUUCACUCCGGACCUCCCUUCCUGCUUCAGUACUUCCCCCUUUGCGUCUUCAAUUCACUCAACGGGAAGGUUUUAAGGCGCUUAUCCUCCAGUUUUGGAAGAUCCUUUUUUGACGUUUCUUUGUUGGCAUCUCAGUGUGUGUGUGUGUGUGUGUGUGUGUGUGUGUGUGUGUGUGUGUGUGUGUGUCCAACCUCCUCUUGGAAGUAAUUAAACUGAUGUGGUAUAACUUCUUUUUUUUUCAUGUUGGGGGAAUAUUUCGACAGAAGCAUAAGAGGAUACACGUGAUUAGCUGUAUUAACUUUUUUUUACCUGUCUUUUUCCCGCUAUUUGUUUAGUUUUUUGUUUCUUUGUUUUUUUUUUAUUAUAUACGGUAUGUACAUAUGACCAGUAAACCGUAUCUAUCUAUCUAUAUAUCUAUCUAUCUGUCUGUACUUCACCUCGUUCUUGCAAAGUUUGAUUCAUACAUAGUUCUAAUUCCGCAGUCUUUUAUCUACGCCUAGUGUGUCAAUUUCUUUUUUUACACACUUCGUGGCGCAAUGGUUAACGUGCUUGGCUGCGAUUCACAAGGUUCCACGAUCGAAUCCCUUAACCUGUAUGCAUGUGUGUGUGUGUGUGUGUGUGUGUGUGUGUGUGUGAUAAAGCACUCAGUUCCUUCGUGUGUGUGUGUGUGUGUGUGUGUGUGUGUGUGUGUGUGUGUGAUAAAACACUCAUUUCCUUCGUGUGUGUGUUUUUGUGUGUGUGUGCGUGUGUAUGAUAAAACACUCAAUUCCUUCGCGUGUGUGUGUGUGUGUGUGUUAGAGUCCCGUGCUUCCUCCGUGCCUCACACAUGAAGUAUUGACAGAGAGAUAACAAGGGGACCCAGCGACUCUAUAAGGGAAGGCGAGCAUCGAAGUAAGCUUGUGUGUUUCCUCGCGUCGUGUCGUCGUGGCCUGUGGGAGUCUUAACGUUGGCGUGACCUUAUUUCUUAUCACGGCUUAAGAUCAAAACUUCUUAUAGUGGUGAUCCCUCCCUUCCCUCCCUCCAUCCCUCCCCAACCCC
Molecule: messenger RNA, 4170 nt
Organism: Scylla paramamosain (green mud crab)
Lineage: Eukaryota; Metazoa; Arthropoda; Malacostraca; Decapoda; Portunidae
Exons: 7
Coding region: 318-809 (163 amino acids)
Source: RefSeq, a predicted model, not a curated record